This is a messenger RNA of Exophiala bonariae, 1857 nucleotides long. RefSeq lists its product as uncharacterized. Gene Ontology annotation, biological process: protein peptidyl-prolyl isomerization; protein folding. NCBI's taxonomy places the organism in Eukaryota, Fungi, Ascomycota, Eurotiomycetes, Chaetothyriales, Herpotrichiellaceae. Gene Ontology annotation, molecular function: peptidyl-prolyl cis-trans isomerase activity; protein binding. The record is from RefSeq and is a predicted model, not a curated record. Bases 1 to 1857 code for a protein of 618 amino acids. The transcript has a single exon.
AUGUCUGAUACAAAUUCCCGAAAGCGAUCCAGAUCGGCCGGUAGGUCAGGAUCUGAUGGCGACUCGUCAGAUGAUGAUGAUUUUGGCCCAGCCUUGCCCUCUUCAGUCCCGCCCAAGAAGAAGCGCAAACUGCCCUACGAGUCCCUCUAUGUCGAUGCUUUGCCUCGAGGACUGAAGUACUCCAAGUCGUUGAUGCACAAAGAUCAGCUCUCUACUAUUACUGUUGCUCCCUCGCCAGCAGAUUUUGUUAUUACAACUUCUGUGGAUGGAGUAGUCAAGUUCUGGAAGAAGGUGGCAACUGGUAUUGAAUUUGCCAAGGAAUAUCGAGCGCAUGAAGGUCGGAUAGUCAGCUCUAGUGUGAGCACUGAUGGUGGACUCUUCGCGACUGCUGGUUAUGAAGACGAUAAUACCAUCAAGAUCUUCGAUGUCAUCACAUUCGAUCUGCUGUCUAUUCUGAAUCUCGAUCAAGCAGCCUCCUGCAUAUGCUGGGUACAUCGAAGAGGUGCAGUCCCUCUCUUGGCAGCUGGAGUAGGGAAGGCGAUACAUCUCUACGAUGGACGAGGUAAUUCGUCGACACCUCUCCAUGUCAUUCCUGCUCUUCAUCGGGCCCCAAUAGUGGCCUUGGCUUACAAUCCUGCUUUCGACUGUGUGGUGUCAGCCGAUUCGACAGGCAUGAUUGAAUACUGGCAGCCAGGAGACAGUUAUGAAAAGCCAGACAAUGUCUUCAAAAUGAAGGCAACGACAAACCUAUUUGACUUCAAGAAGGCUAAAUCAGCGCCCGCAAGCAUCACCAUAUCACCAUCUGGCCACCAAUUUGCGACGAUAUCUUUUCCCGACAGAAAGGUACGCGUGUUCGAUUUCGCCUCCGGAAAAUUGUAUCGCUCCUAUGACGAGUCCAUUGAAACUAUUACUGCUAUGCAACAAGCGGGCACUGCACUUCAGAAGCUGGAGGAAGUGGAAUUUGGACGCAGAUUGGCAGUUGAACGCGAUCUCGACAAUGCAGUGAUCCGGCCUAGGAUCAAUGUUGUGUUCGACGAGUCGGGUCAUUUCAUUGCCUAUGGCUCGUUGCUCGGUGUGAAGGUCAUCAACACCCUCACCAAUCGGGUUAUGAAAGCAUAUGGGAAAGAUGAACCGUUCCGAACAUUGAACGUGGCUUUGUACCAAGGAGCACCGCAGAAGAAGGAUGUGGUGACCAUCUCCAUGGCUGCAAGUUCGAAUCCCUUGCUGAGCGAAGCGGAGGAAAGAGAUCCCAUGCUUUUUGCCACUGGUUACGGGAAGGUUCGGUUCUACAUGUUUACCAAUGAAACAGAAAUCACCAAAUCGACUAGAGAUGUCCAGAACGAGAAACCUCGAGUUAUUAGUGGUAAGAAGAAAGAAGAAAAGCAGACCCAGAGCGGCACGUCGGCGGUGCUACAUACCAACUAUGGAGAUAUCCAUAUUCGAUUAUUCCCGGACAAGGCACCGAAGGCAGUGGAGAACUUUGUGACGCACUCGCGAAACGGAUACUACAAUAACACGAUCUUCCACCGAGUUAUCCGUAAAUUCAUGAUUCAGGGUGGCGAUCCGCUAGGAGAUGGGACUGGAGGAGAAAGUAUCUGGGGUAAAGAAUUCGCUGACGAGUUCUCGGAUUUGAAGCAUGACAAGCCAUACACGGUGAGCAUGGCAAAUGCUGGUCCCGGAACCAAUGGGUCACAGUUUUUUAUCACAACUGAAAAGACACCUUGGCUGGACAACAAGCAUACCAUAUUUGGUCGAGCAUACCAAGGGCUGGAUGUGGUCCAUCAGAUUGAGAAUUCCAAAGUGCGGAAAGAAAGGCCAGAGGAGGACAUUAAGAUAGUCAACAUCUCUAUUACUUAA